GGGACCGUUGCUAGCGCGCCUGCGUGGACGAGAAGUGGAAGCCCGCCGGGUCUCUGCGGUAACGGCUGUCCGUUGACCAGCUGGCUGCCUGCGAAAGCGCUGGUCAUGGCGCCAACGUCCGGGUCCCGCUAUCCCGAGGACACCCCGGGAUCUCGGAGACGGCGACGCAGCUCGUCCGGGAGCCCGCCGUUCGCGCAGGCCAGGCGCUCCCCUUGGAGCGGCCGUUCCGGCUCCCACUCCCGCGGCCGCGAGGGCCUCAGGCCUCGGUGGGGCGGGACGGGCGUGGACACCCCUCACCGCCUUAGCCGCUCGGGGUCUCGAGAGCGGCUCUCCGGGCUCCGCAACUACUUCUUCUCAUCCUCAUCUUCGACCUACUGUGGCGGAUACCGCUACCAUCACCACCACUACGCGGGCGACCGGCAGUGGGCGGAGGACUGCGAGAAGGAUAAAGAGGAGAGCUAUCGGCAGAGGCGGCUGAGGGAGCGAGAAAGGAUUGGGGAGGUGGGAGCUCCUGAGGUGUGGGGGCUGUCUCCCAAGUUUCCUGAGCCUGAUUCUGAUGAGCGCAGCCCAGUUGAGGAUGAAGAAGUAAAGACUCAGGAGAGCAGCAUUUCAGAUUCCAGCUUGGAAGAAAAAAAGAAAAAGAAGACCAUUCGUUCAAAAAACAAGAAAAAAAGAAAGAAAAAGUCCAAAAGAAAACAUAGGAAAUAUUCCGAUAAUAGUGACAGUGAUUCAGACUCUGACACUAACUCUGGCUCCAUUGAUGAUAAAAAGAGAGCCAAGAAAGCCAAGAAGAAAGAAAAGAAAAAGAAACAUAGAGCAAAAAAAACCAAGAAAAGGAAGAAUAAGAAGACUAAAAAAGAUUCCAGUGAUUCAAGCUGUAAGGAUUCAGAAGGAGAGUUUCCAGACCAUAUAUGGAUUAAGCAGUCAAAGAUUGCAGAUACCACGGCUCUAAUAGGUCCAGAAGCACCUGUAAUACACACCUCUCAAGAUGAGAAACCUUUGAACUAUGGCCAUGCUCUGCUCCCGGGUGAAGGUGCAGCUAUGGCUGAGUAUGUAAAAGCUGGAAAGCGUAUCCCACGAAGAGGUGAAAUUGGUCUGACAAGUGAAGAGAUUGCUUCAUUUGAAUGCUCCGGUUAUGUUAUGAGUGGUAGCAGGCAUCGCAGAAUGGAGGCUGUGCGACUGCGCAAAGAGAACCAAAUCUACAGUGCUGAUGAGAAGAGAGCCCUUGCAUCCUUUAACCAGGAGGAGAGACGAAAGAGAGAGAAUAAGAUUCUAGCCAGUUUCCGAGAGAUGGUGUACAGAAAGACAAAAGGGAAAGAUAACAACUAAGGACUUUUUGUUCUACAGCAGGACUUUUAACAACAACAAUUUUAUAUGAGCAAAAUAGUAUUAAAACACUUUAUGUUGCUACUGUGCCUAUGCUGUAAGUCCCUCAAGAAAAAGCUGCUUUUUAAGUUUUC
Molecule: messenger RNA, 1460 nt
Organism: Equus caballus (horse)
Lineage: Eukaryota; Metazoa; Chordata; Mammalia; Perissodactyla; Equidae
Gene: NKAPL
Product: NFKB activating protein like
Biological process (GO): regulation of gene expression
Cellular component (GO): nucleus
Molecular function (GO): chromatin binding
Source: RefSeq, a predicted model, not a curated record